Molecule: messenger RNA, 5037 nt
Organism: Myzus persicae (green peach aphid)
Lineage: Eukaryota; Metazoa; Arthropoda; Insecta; Hemiptera; Aphididae
Exons: 23
Coding region: 337-4395 (1352 amino acids)
Biological process (GO): regulation of telomere maintenance
Cellular component (GO): nucleus
Source: RefSeq, a predicted model, not a curated record
UUAUAGGUAUCUAACUUUUAAACACAAACAUUGGAUUUAUUCAUCUUUCAUUCUCGUUCGUUUAAUAUUUACUAUUUAGUCAUAAAUCGCUAUUCGGCAAUCGGCAGUAUUCGCCAAAAAAAGUUUUCCAAAUUUUGAUAUUUUGGAUGACGAAUAAUGGAAAUUACAUAGCUAAUCCUCUAUUACAUUUACAAACGUCAAACAUUAUGACGUAUACUUUGAAUAUUUAAUUUGUAUACAAGUACCAAACCAAAUACUUAUCAAUCUAAAAUAUUUAAGUUACAGACUAGCAGGCUACAAUAAUAAUAAUAAUAUAGUAUAAUAAUUUAAAACAAAAUGUAUCCAACACCGUGGACUACCUCGGUUCCACCGCCUGCAGCUCCCAAGCCUAUAGUUAACAGUUAUGAAAACAAUAUGCAGUCAUUUCCAUUUUAUGGUGCAAAUACUAUGCAAAAUAUUUCUAUAAAUCAGUCACAUCAACCAAAUGCAAUAGAUCCAGCUAUGGUUCAAAAAUGGCAAGAAUGGAAAAGAUGGGAGGCAUGGCAACAACAAUUUCAACAAUGGCAACAACAGACUGGACAAAUUACUCCUGCAACCACACAACCAGCACCUCCUCCAAUGCCUCCAAGUCAAGUAUUACCACCUUCACAACCCCCUCCAAUCACAUUUCAAAAUCAACAAUAUUCUUACCAUCAACCAGGACCACCUUUACCAGUAACAAAUCAAUCUCAACAGAAUACCAUAAAUAAUGAAGUUGGGUUAAAACGAGGAUUAGAACCAGAAUUUCAAAGUGAAAAAAAAAUAAAAAUUGAUAUAGGCAAUAAUAAGAAAGAAAUUGAAUUAAACGAUGAAACUGAAGUUUUGUUUGAAGAACAGUUUAAAUCAUGGGAAGAACAAUUUCUCAAAUGGAAAGAACAAAACAAAAACCAUCCAGAUAAAGUUCAGUAUUUAGAGUAUGAAAAAAAAUGGAUAAAUUGGCGUGAUAAUUUAAAACAGAAGUGUGAAGUACUAAAGAAAAAGAGGGAGUUAAAAUUAGUUGAAAAAAAGAAGGAAGCUAUUCAAGUGGAAGAAAAUAAAUUACAAACCCAACAGAGAUUAAGCUACAAUCCCAUGAUGCCAAAUGAUUCAAAUGAACCACCUCUAGGACCACCACCACCACCUUCACUGCAGCAUUCGCAUAAUAAUUUGAUGACACAUUCAAAUUCUGAAAAUCAAAUACCUGGAUUGGAUUUAGCUAGCAAUAAUGAAAAUCCAACAAAGGGAUUUCUGAAUGUAUCAAGGAUUCUUCCACAAAAUCAAAUUAAACCAAUUCAAACCCCGGAUGACAAGCCAUUUAAUUUUCCCAAAAGUAUUAUGAACCCUUCAACAUUAAACUCAAAUCCAACUAUUAUGCCUUAUAACAAAAUGAAUCAACCACCCAUGUACCAAAAUUCUUCUAGUUGGUCUAAGUUUAAUAAUCCAGUGGUAUAUCACAAUCAGUUACCACCCGAUAAUAACACUUCAAUAUCUAACUUUGGUAAAAAGACUGAUAUUGAUUCCAGACUUCAAUAUGAUGGAAAUAUGCCUAAUUUAAAUUAUAAUAGUUCACAAAAUGCUUCUAAUAUGAACUAUAGAAGACCAUUAUUGGAAGGAUCUUAUAGUAAAUCAUCGAGUGAAGCUAGUAAACUGUAUAACAAAUCUCCGGAUGAGCAACCAUAUAAUAGACAAUUUAAUACAUCAUCAUCAAGUGAUUUCCAUGGUUAUAACCAAACAAAAGGAAAUGUUUCUGAUUUUCACAAUUUCAGCAGACAAUCGGAGAACUCUAACACUCCUUAUCAAAAGUCAAAUCCAAGCUUGAACACAUCAUCUUCAAAGCCACCCUCUUUAUUAAGCCUGAACUUAAUUAAACCCAUUUCCCUAGAUAAUUCUGAAAAUUACUCGGAAACCCAGAAUGAUGCAGCAGAUAGAUAUGAAAGAAACUGGAAUAAUGUUGAAGAAGAAGAUGAUCCAGAAAAUGAAUAUAUGGAGGCACAUAAGAAAUUUUGUUCAGAACCAUUUGAUGAUCAAAAUGAUGAAGAUGAACAGUUUUUAAAUAAACCACACAGAAAUAUGUACAAUGAAAAUCAUUAUUCUAGAGAACUAUCUGGUGCAAGACAUUUUGAUGAUGAUUAUACACGACCCUUAAGUCAAUCAAGAGAAUCACAAGUCUUGAGAAAUCCUGACGAUAAAUAUGUCCGACCACACUCCCAAUUUUCUAGAAAUAUUAAUCCAGGAUAUUCUCAAGAAAUGCCAGCAUUAAAAAACAAUGAAGAUGAUUUCUUUAAACCUCAAAAAAGUAUAAGAAAUACGGAUAAAAGAUUUCCUAUAGAAACACCACUUUUAAAUGAUAAUGAUGGAGAGUAUUCUAAUGAACCUAUUAUUGAUAAAAAUAAUUUUGUAUCUCCAAAGAAUAGUUAUGAACAAAAUAAAAGUGGACCAACUUUUAGAGAAAAUUAUGAAUCAUAUAGAGAUGGAUCUCCCUCAGUAGGAAAUUAUGAUUCAUUUAGAGGUGGAGGACCACCUUCAAGAGAAAAUUUUGAAUCUUUUAGAAAUGAACCGUCCUUAAGAGGAAAUUAUGACUCAUUUAGAGGUAGGCCAUCCUCAAGAGGAAGUUAUGAAUCAUUUAGAGGUGGGCCACCCUCAAGAGAAAAUCAUAACUCGUCUAGAGGACGACCACUAUCAAGGGGAAAUUAUAACUCAUUUAGAGAUGGGCCACAUUCAAGAGGAAAUUUUGGUAACAAUACAAAUAAAGCCAAUAUGGAACGGGAAUGGGAUGAGGACUACACAAAAAAUGAAAAACCAAUUGAAGAUCCCAUAGUUUCACUUCCAACUACAAAGCAACUUUAUGAAGAAGCUCAGCCAAUUGAUCCAGUUAAAAUAUUUGAUUAUCGUCAUUUACCUACAUUAAAAGUAAUUCCAGGAUUAUCAAAGGAAACUGUGGUUCCCGUUAGAAUUUAUGAUUAUAAACAUGGAGGUAAACGCAUACUACCGUGGCAAGAUAGAGGUUAUAGUAGAAGAAAUUCAAAUCAUACCAGAGAUUUAAUUGAACAAGAAGAUUUUAUCCAAGAUAAUACUGAUGAUGGCUUAAAUAAAAGUAAAGAAAAUAUAGUUAUAAACCCCAUAGUCAGCUUAAAUGAUAUUUCAUCAAAUAUUGAUAAAAACAAAACUGUUGAAAUUAUUAAAGAAACUCCUAUAACAAUUGAUACUAUAACUAUUUUGGAUGAUGAGGAUGAAGAUGUGAAGGAAGCGGAGCCUGUAAUUGUAUUACAGCCAGAGCCUGUAAUUGAUAUAAUAGAUAUGUGUGCACCAUCUCCUCCUAAAGUGUCUAAGAUCAAUGAAGUUGAAAAAUCAUCUAAUCGACAGUUAUUAACCAUUGAGACGUUAUUAUGUCCACCUGGUCGACUUAAUAGACCUUCCAAAAUAGUUAUAAUACUAAGAGGUUUACCUGGUUCAGGAAAAUCGCAUGUUGCAAGACUAAUCAAAGAGAAAGAAGUAGCGAUGGGAGGGCAAGCUCCGAGAAUAUUAUCAUUAGAUGAUUAUUUCAUGACAGAAGUAACAAAAAUGGAAAUUGAUCCUGAAACCAAUAAAAAAGUGGAAAAAAAGGUUAUGGAAUAUGAACAUGAUUCUGCAAAUGAAAAUUUAUACCGAAUAUCCUUUAUAAAAGCAUUUAAAAAAAAAAUUUUGGAAAAUUAUUUUUCGUUUUAUAUUAUUGAUGCCAUUAAUAAUAAAGUGUCAUAUUAUAAAGAAAUAAUAGAGAUUUCUCGGAUGAACGGGUUUACUGUCUAUAUUAUUGAAUUAGAAUUUGAUAUUGAUUUGUGUAUCAAGCGUAAUAUUCAUAAUAGAACAGCCCAUGAUAUUAAUAGUAUAAUGAGAUCUUGGGUUAAAACGCCUUCUGAUCAAAUACUGCUGGAUAUACGGUCAUUACUUCUUUCACCUUCAGAAAGCGAGAUGGAAAUGGAAGACGUCUCAGAUGUUGAAAUGGAAGUGGAUAAAGACGAAGAAACCAAUGAUGACAAAAGUUCUGAUGAAAAUAGAAAUGUUGAAUUUGAAGAAGAGGACGUCAUGAAAUUAUUGUCUUGCAAAUGGACUGAUACUAUACCUCAAGAAGAAAAGAUGAAAAGAUUGGAUGGGCUAUGUAAGAAAAAGCCAGAAAGCUCAAUAAAAGAAUGGCUGCAAAUACCUGAAGAUAAUUACUCCGUUAACGAACAAGUAGUCUUAAAUGAUGGUAAAAAAAGGGUUCGCUGGGCUGAUAUGGAAGAAAGGCGCGAACAAGAAAAAAUGCGUGCUAUAGGCUUUGUUGUUGGGCAAACAGACUGGAAUCGGAUGUUAGGCCGGGAUCAAGGUGAAAGCAAGUUAACACAAACAAAAUAUAUUUGACCAUUUCAAUAUGUUAUAAUGUGCUUAACUUAAUAAACAAUAUUUAUUUUUAUUAUUUUUAAAUGUAUAUAUUAAAAUGUUUAUAAUUGAAAAAAAAUUAUUUAAGAACUAUCUGUGUGCCUUUGCUAAACAACUUUUAUUAGGUUAACUGAAUUCAUUAUUAUGUAUAAAAAAUAUACAUAGUUCAUAUUACAUAUGUUUGAGUUGUAACAAUACUGUAAAAUAAAGAAAUCAAGAAACAAAACAACGGAUUAAAUUUAAUCACCUUAGAAUUUAACACCAAAAAAGAAUAUUGUAAAAUAUUUGGGACUCGACAGGUUCAAAGCUUGUCGUUGGGUGAAACAGAUAAUCUUGACUGACUUUCGAAAAUCUCCCGCAAAAUAACACAAUACAAUGUUAUUUCCAUGUUUCGCACUUGCCCAGGUGUAUGCAAUUUGAAGAGUCAACAGCCAUGACUGUGAAGUAUGCCCAUCGGUGUCUUCUAAAUUAUGUUCCCAAUCAUUAUUAUAGUCAUAUUAUAAACCGUUAGCUUUAUUUUAUUUUUACCGCUAAAUUUUAAUUGUACUGACUUAGUCUGUGAGUAUGUUUGUUUCUUGAUUUCUAUUAUUAUUAUCAUUUAAGUAAAACAAUAUUAUAAUAUUU